This is a messenger RNA of Parnassius apollo (apollo), 1788 nucleotides long. Lineage: Eukaryota; Metazoa; Arthropoda; Insecta; Lepidoptera; Papilionidae. The record is from the annotation of a GenBank genome assembly.
AUGCUGGUGACCUUUUUGGAAGCCAGCCGGGACCUUUGCGAGACGUACUCAAUUCUUUUUGGCGCCGCGCUAGCAGUCUGCCGUAUCAUAGGCGCCAAGGUUUCCACGGCUGGACGAGCUACUGGCCAUAGUAGCGCUAUCCCAGCAUGGAGAAGAAGAAUUGAGGAACGUAUCGCAAAGACUAGAGCUCUCAUCGGCAGACUGAUAUGCUUCAGAUCAGGCAACAAUAGGCCAAGAAUUGUGCGCACCGUCAGGAUGGCGUUUGCUGGGACAAAUGUCAGUUUGUCCCAGUCGGAUAUAACGCAAAAACUGACGGAGCGCAUAGAUGAUCUGAAGCAGAGAAUCGCUGCUUGGGGAAAGCGGAUUCGGCGAUAUACCGAGAGGUCGACACGGUUCAACCAGAAUCGUCUCUUCCAGAGUGAUCAGAAGAGGCUCUAUGAAUCAUUGGAGCGACCAAUGGUAAGUGGAACGGGUCCAGCACCGAAUCAGGCCGACACUGUAGCAUUCUGGCGCGGCCUGUGGUCAGAGCCCGUAAACCACAGCGAGGGCCCUUGGACGGAAGUUGUGGCGAGUCAGUGUGCGGGUAUUACGCCCAUGGACCCCGUCAUCAUAACGCCGGAUGACGUAGCUGAGGCGGUCCGUAGGGCCCCGAACUGGAAAAGUCCGGGGCUUGACGGGCUGCAUCACUACUGGCUGAAGGGGUUCAUGGUGUGUCACUCUGUGCUCGCCCGACAGUUUCAAGAGGCUCUCAACCAGAAGUCGCUCCCAAGCCUCUUCACUACUGGGAUCACUCAUUUGGUUCCUAAAGACCAGGGAACCACAGACCCGAGCAAAUACCGCCCCAUCACUAAUAGCCGGGACCUUUGCGAGACGGAUUCAAUUCUUUUUGGCGCCGCACUGGCAGUAUGCCGUAUUAUUUGCGCCAAACUUCCCGUAGCUGGACGUGCUACUCAAAAAAGUAGCGCCAUCCCAGCCUGGAGAAAAAGAAUUGAGGACCGUAUCGCAAAGGCAAGGGCCCUUAUCGGCAGACUGACAAGCUUCAGGUCGGGUAAUAAUGGACCGAGGAUUAUGCGCACCGUUAGGAUGGCGUUUGCUGGGACAAAUAUCAGUUUGUUCCAGCCGGAUAUCACGCAAAAACUAACGGAGCGUAUAGAUGACCUGAAGCAAAAGAUUGCUGCUUGGGGGAAGCGGAUUCGCCGAUUUACCGAGAGGUCAAGGCGGUUCAACCAGAAUCGUCUCUUCCAGAGUGGUCAGAAGAGACUCCACAAAUCAUUGGAGCGACCAGAGGUAUGUGGAGCGGGCCCAGGACCGGAUCAGGCUAACACUGUCGCAUUUUGGCGUGGCCUGUGGUCAAAGCCCGUAAACCACAGCGAGGGCCCUUGGACGGAAGUUGUGGCGAGUCAGUGUGCGAGUAUUACGCCCAUGAACCCCGUCAUCAUAACGCCGGAUGACGUAGCUGAGGCGGUCCGUAGAGCCCCGAACUGGAAAUGUCCGGGACUCGACGGGCUACAUCACUACUGGCUGAAGGGGUUCAUGGUGUGUCACGCUGUGCUCGCCCGUCAGUUUCAAGAGGCUCUCAACCAGAAGUCGCUCCCUAGCCUCUUCACUACUGGGAUCACUCAUUUGGUUCCUAAAGACCAGGUAAGUAAUAGUCUAGAAAUAUUUUACUUAGCGAAACUAGUGCUUACCUCAAAAGUUAACCACUCCGAUAAAAGAACAGCCAUAUCAGGAGGUAGUGAUGAUAUUACAUGCCGCCUGAUGCGUUCUCUAACAAUGAUACCACAGUAA